AUGGCUUCCAACUCUACCGCGAAUGGCACCGUUGGCCUGCCACGACUUCAAGAUGUCCUACGCACCCCGGAAGAUCUAGAGAAGAUCAUCAGUCUGAAGGCCGAGAUUAACCGCAAGAAAAACGAUGUGGAUGCCAGAUUACGAGAAGGUCUACGAGAGAAUCUCGACAGUACGCAGAAUGGCAUGUCGACGCUGUCCGAGGGUCAGAAACUGGUCGGACAGAUUAAGGAAGAGAUGAAGAGUAUUCAUGAUCUCUGUGAGCAAGCGCAGGCAAUAAGAAAGAACUUCCCACAACUCGACUACCUUGCAAGAGUCCAUCGCAACUUCGAAGCCACCAGAGCAAUGCAGGCAGGUCUGGAUACGUUCGAAAAGGAUUGUUCACUUGUUCAGAGACUGUUGGAAGAUGACGAGGCUGACUUGGAGAAUCAGCCCAACUUACUCGAGGCACACAUGCGAUUGACUCGCCUCCGUGAUUUCCGCGAUGAGGCUCUGGACCAGAUACGAAAGGGAAAGGACGCCAGUCUGGAACAAACCUUGCUAGACUGGUUUCAACAACUCGAUAACAUCAUCGAAGUGUUCGACGAUCAUAUUGGCCAGGUCUGCCUGAGCCUCAUCGAACUAGUUCAGAGAGAUAACAAUGGCAUAAUUGUUCGUCUGGCCAUUGUCAUUGCUUCGGAGGAGAAGAAUGAUGACCGAGUGCGAGCUUUACAAGACGCGCAGAAGGAUCACCAAGACCUGGUCAGCAAAUUUACAUCCUUCACAAUAGGUCCCAAAACAAUUCGUGGGUAUAAGGAGAAAUUCCUUCAGGCCAUCGAAGCCGUUGCUCAAGCCAAAUUCGAAGAGACAAGGCAAGAAUUUCAAGGCGAUCCUGACAAGCUUGACAAGCAUACGAAAUGGUUCUUCAAUGACUUGUUUGUAGCCAAGCAGGGCAUGCAAAACCUCUUUCCCAAAAAGUGGAAGAUUUAUAAUACCUAUGUCAACAUCUAUCACAGACUCAUGCACGACUUUCUCAUUUCUUUCGUCGAUGAUGAAAAUUUACGCUCUCAAAUGAUGCUUGCUAUUGUACACUAUAUCGAAGUGUACUAUAAGAAAAUGAAGAAACUCGACUACACCCAGUCUAUGUUAAAACCUCAUGUACUGGAUUCACGAGAAGCAGAUUUGAUUCGGGAUUACAGAAAUCUGAUUACAAAAGCUCUCAAUUCUUGGAUCGACCGGAUGUACGUCACCGACAGAAAGAAUUUCUCUUCACGUUCGGCAGAAGCUAUCGACCAAGAUCCGGAUGGUCAUUUUAGAACGAAGACCCUCGGUGACAUGUGGCGAAUGCUACACGAGCAGGCUAUGGCUGCUGGUGAUUCUGAACGUGAAGAUGUGGUAGAGGGCGUCAUGAGUGCCAUGUUUAGCGCUCUCAAAUCGCGACAGCAACAAUGGGAGAAAGUUAUCGAUGAAGAAGUGGAUCGGUAUAAAAAUCCUUCACCUGAAUUGCUCGAAACCUUACAGCCACUUCAAGAUUGGCUUUUAGCCAUUGCAAACGAUCAGAUUGCCUGUGUCGAUGAUGCUGCAGGAGAUGUUGUAGACGAUCCUACCGCUCAAAAAGGAUAUCUAACUCGUUUCAGAGAAGAUUUCAUCAAACUACCCACACCACCGUCUGCCAAAUUCAUGUCAACGAAUGGCGUCACCGAAAUGGAUGCAUUGCGGGAUGGUUAUGUAGAUUUAGCCACCCAUUGCAUCAAUCGCUUCGUUCUUCUCAUCUUCAGAGUCGACUUCCGAACCAUUCUCACGGAGCUUUUCGUCCCCGGCAAAUGGUAUGAACAGUCUGCAAUUCAACGAGUUACCACCACUUUCGACGACUACAUUUCGGACUACAAUGCUGUCCUCCACCCUUCACUUUUGGAUAUCAUGAUUGAGGAGCUUUCCGAUGGCCUUCUGAUCCAAUAUCUGACUCUGAUACGUACAAACAAAGGCGUCAAAUUCCGACGAGGUGAACCAUUCCCGGCUAGAUUUAGGGAUGACGUUCUAGCAGCGUUUGCAUUCUUCGAGAAAUAUCCCGACGCAUUCAACGAAACCAUCAAGCCAAAGUGGAAGGCUGUAAACUUCACUGUGCAGCUACUGGAAGCUGACAAGAUGGAAGUGAUUGGUGUUUACGAACGGUUCAAAACAGAAUUCUGGGACCUUCAACUGUCGUGGGUUGAAGGGAUUCUAAAGACCCGUGAUGACUGGGAUCGUGCUAUGAUCACUGCUGUUAAGCAAGCUGCCGCAAGCACAUACACAGAAAGAGGGAUGGAUACGAUAAUGGGCAAGGUCAAGUGA
Molecule: messenger RNA, 2307 nt
Organism: Exophiala bonariae
Lineage: Eukaryota; Fungi; Ascomycota; Eurotiomycetes; Chaetothyriales; Herpotrichiellaceae
Exons: 1
Coding region: 1-2307 (768 amino acids)
Biological process (GO): exocyst localization; exocytosis
Cellular component (GO): exocyst
Molecular function (GO): SNARE binding
Source: RefSeq, a predicted model, not a curated record